AUGAUGCUCAAUGUAAUCUCAUUAGGUGUUCUUUCUCAGUUUGUUUCACUGGUUGCUUCGAGCGAGCAGACCGCGCCUCCUUCGCAGGACGAAUCGUCAACAACACCGAGCGAGAUAGUCGUCGACCCUGAGCACGACGACCUGAUCAAGCCGGCUGCGUCCGGAAAGCAGGAGAGCCUGAGCUCAUAUUUCCCUUGGACGCACAAGCCAAUCUGCACGGCGCAUCUCGAUGAGAAAGAUCAAUUCUGCGUCUACACAAAUGCGUCCUUCAGCAACGGACGAGGGAUCUCUAUCUUCACCAGACCUGGACUCGCGCCGGAGUUCGCAUCUCUACCACCCUUUCAAGAUCCUACAGCACUGUCCUCAAAGGGCAUCAACCUUGAUACAGAUACCAAACAUCGGCCGUGGUACGUAGCCUCUGUUCCCGGCAAGGGCAUGGGCAUGUUUGCCUCUCGGCCUCUCGAACGUGGCGAUCUAAUUACGGCUUAUACGCCUUAUCUUCUUGCACAUAUAGACGACCUCACCUUCGCAGAGGAUCGGGAGAAAUUGCUCAGGCUGGCUGUUGACCAACUCCCAUCGGCAAGUCGAGAUGCAUAUCUCGCCUUGGCCAAGAUUUACAAUGAGCCAGACGUCGUGGUUCAGGAUGUACUUAAAGCGAAUGCAUUUAACAUGAAGAUUGGCGGCUUGAUGCAUCCGGCUGUGUUCCCAGAGGCCUCGAGGAUUAAUCAUGCCUGCGCGCCAAACGCACAAUACUUCCUCUCCAUCGACUUAUUAACACAAUACAUUCAUGCCGUGCGCCCCAUCAAAAAGGAUGAGGAAAUCACAAUCUCCUAUGCGCCACCUCUUCGCCUACACGCCGAUCGACAGCAAUACUUCCAAUCUAUAUUCCAAUUUACAUGCACUUGUCAACGCUGCUCACCUAGCUCCUACAACAAAAAACGCACUAUAGGAGACUCCGACAGAGCCACCCACGAUAUUGUCACACUGCAAUGGGAGCUCUCUCAACCUAACUCGACCGCUGGCGUCACGCAAGCCGAAAUGCUCAUCAACCUGUACAAAGCCGAGGGACUGGACGGGUUUCUAGACUCAGCGUACGGAUACGCCGCACUCGCAUAUAAUAGGGUAGGCAGUGCGAGAGGGGCCAAGAAGUAUGCCAAGUUGGCCGUCGAGGCAACUUGGUUAAAGUACGGGUUUGAUGGUGUAGGGUUGGAGAAGGCUAGAGAGUGGGAGAGCAUUGCGAGGGACCCAACGGGUCAUGCGAGUUGGAGGGGUGGGAAGACGGAACUGUAG
Messenger RNA from Cladophialophora psammophila CBS 110553, 1290 nucleotides. RefSeq lists its product as uncharacterized. Bases 1 to 1290 code for a protein of 429 amino acids. The record is from RefSeq and is a predicted model, not a curated record. Lineage: Eukaryota; Fungi; Ascomycota; Eurotiomycetes; Chaetothyriales; Herpotrichiellaceae. The transcript is spliced from 2 exons. Gene Ontology annotation, molecular function: protein binding.